Ceratotherium simum simum (southern white rhinoceros) is the source of this 537-nucleotide messenger RNA. NCBI's taxonomy places the organism in Eukaryota, Metazoa, Chordata, Mammalia, Perissodactyla, Rhinocerotidae. The record is from RefSeq and is a predicted model, not a curated record.
GCAGGCGCAGUGCGGUCGGGCGGGCCUCGCGGGCACCGGUCAUUGUCUUGGCGGCGGGGCGCGCUUAGUUUAGAAGAGUGCUCUGUGUGACUGCUGUAAAUAGAAGCUGGGCUUCGCUGUGAAAAAGGAGACAAGCAUUAAAACAAAUGGAAAUAAAGCCAGCCCGCCCGUCCCCCGGUCACCGUGGGCAGUGGAGGGAUGGCUGCCCAGCUGCUGAGGGACGAGGCCCUGGAAUCAGUGACGUUCAGGGAUGUGACUGUGGACUUCACCCAGGAGGAGUGGCAGCAGCUGGAUCUGGCCCAGAGGGCCCUGUACAGAGAUGUGAUGCUGGAGAACUUCCGGAACCUGGUCUCACUGGACUUGGAGACUAGACCUGAAAUGAAAGAAUCGGAUCUGAAGGAGCACAUUUUGGAAGGCAGACCGUCGGUUGGGGUGGUUGCGGAAGGACCUCUGAGGAAUGGUGCCUGGGCAGAGAAGCGCAGAGGGCCGUCUGGAGCGCCUGGAAAUUUCCGGGGACUCGGCCUCCGAAUGUCGUGA